Messenger RNA from Naegleria fowleri, 609 nucleotides. RefSeq lists its product as uncharacterized. Lineage: Eukaryota; Heterolobosea; Eutetramitea; Acrasida; Naegleriidae. Gene Ontology annotation, molecular function: DNA binding. The record is from RefSeq and is a predicted model, not a curated record. The transcript has a single exon. The coding region runs from base 1 to 609 and encodes 202 amino acids.
AUGAUUGAUUUUGCAAUUGAAUAUGGAUAUUCACCUCCACCCUCGGAAGAACUGGUUCUUGUUUUCCUAACUAAUAUGUUCCUUGAUACCCCGUCAGGUUAUAAUUGUAGAGCUGCACUUUUUGCCAUUAAGAAUAUGUGCAAAUUAUUCGGUUUUAGAGAUCUCACAGAGCAUUAUCAAGUGACAGAUUUAAUUAAGGGAAUGUGCAAUCUAUCACCUGUGGCACAAAGACGGAACAGAUCUCCAUGGUCUAUUGAAUUCAUAGAAAGAUGGAUCCAAUCAGGCCUUCGAUUUGUGGACUACAGGAAUUACGUUUUAUAUACAACUAUUAUGAUUAUUGAUUUGAGAACAAUGUUUCGUGGAUCAGAGUUAGGAGGUAUUAUGAAGGAAGAUAUAGAUUUCGUCACAUGUCUUGUUAUAGGUAUGAGAAUAUUGGUAAGACAUAUUAAGAACAGGAAGGAAGGACGUACUGCAUGUGUAGAGACAACUGGAAACAGUUUGUGCCCUUUGAGGUGGAUUAAUAAGUUAAUGUCUGUUCGACCAUCUGGUCCUUAUCUAUUUGCAGGAAUAGUGUUCGGAUGGAGACAACAGAUAUAUCAUAUAUUCUGA